Messenger RNA from Thamnophis elegans (Western terrestrial garter snake), 1769 nucleotides. RefSeq names its product FKBP prolyl isomerase 7 (gene FKBP7). Lineage: Eukaryota; Metazoa; Chordata; Lepidosauria; Squamata; Natricidae. The record is from RefSeq and is a predicted model, not a curated record. The transcript is spliced from 4 exons. Gene Ontology annotation, molecular function: calcium ion binding; peptidyl-prolyl cis-trans isomerase activity. The coding region runs from base 439 to 1389 and encodes 316 amino acids.
UGAGAAGCGAAACGUCAUCCAAGAAAAAAAAACAGAAAAGCUCAGUUACCUCUUGAAAAAGCACUUUUGGGACAUGCGUCCUGGCGGGAAACGAAAAGUGAUUGUUCUUCCUUCCCUUGCCUAUGGAGAACAGUGCGAUGGUAAAAUGACUAAAUAUGAACAUCUAUUAUUUUUAUUGCAUAAUUUUGGCAAUAAAACGUGCCUGCUCAGCUUGGUAUAAAUGAAGCCAUUCAAUAAAAUAUUUUUUUGGGGGGGGGGCGGAGAGAGAAGGCUAAGAGACAAUUCUCCCAAAAUAUGAUCGGUGCUUCACCUUUCACCGCGUCUGCGGGAAAAGAAACCGCACCCACGAGGCAGCGAGAGACUCCAACCCUGCUCAUCCUACCUAUGUGUAAUAACCGCCCUCCCUCGCUUUAAAUGAACGAGAAAACGUAGCAAGAAAUGCAAAGUGAACGCCGUAAAAAGUCCCAACGACCGCACGCUUUCUCUAGCCUAGAAAAGGGGGAAGGGGUGGAAAGAGGGGCGGGGGGCAAAGAAACAGGCGCGAGGCACACCUACUACGCCUUUUACGCAUCUGCCGGAACAGGGCAAAACAGCGAAGCGGCUUUGCGUAGACGGAGCAUCUUCGGCCACGCCCCACUCGGCUCCCGUGACGUCGAACAAUGCUGCUAUAGUGCCACGCAGCCAGAGGACCAGUUUUGCAGCCAGAGGACCAAUUUUGCAACUAUGGCUUUCCGCGCGGGACUCUGCUUUCUCCUGCUGGCGUUUGCUCUCCUCCUCCUUCCGUCCUACGAGCAGAAGGCAGUGAGUCCCCCUGCAGAAGAUGUCCAGAUAGAAAUCUUGCACGUCCCCGAGGUCUGCGAGCCCAAGAGCAAAAAGGGUGAUUUACUCAAUGCCCAUUACGACGGUUUCCUAGGCAGUAAUAAGACCAAGUUUUACUGCAGUCGCACACAAAAUGAUGGCCAUCCAAAAUGGUUUGUCCUUGGUGUUGGCCAAGUCAUUAAAGGCUUAGAUAUUGCAAUGAUGAAUAUGUGUCCUGGAGAGAAACGAAAAGUGAUCAUUCCUCCUUCACUUGGCUAUGGAGAACAAGGCUAUGAACCAGCAAAGAUCCCACCCAAUGCAACACUGAUCUUCGAAAUUGAAUUGUAUGCAGUAAGUAAAGGGCCACGGAGUGUUGAAACAUUUUCUCAAAUAGACCUGGAUAGUGACAAAAAGCUUUCAAAGGAAGAGAUAAAUCAUUAUUUGAAGAAAGAAUUUGAAAGAGAUGGCGAAAAACGGGAUUCUUCUGUUCAAAAUGAUAUUUUGGUAGAUAUAUUUAAAAAGAAUGACCAUGAUGGUGAUGGCUUCAUAUCUGCCAAAGAAUACAAUGUCUACCAGCAUGAUGAACUAUAAAAAUGUAUUAUUCAAAUGUCUACUUGUUGCUUUAUGGACUUUGGUGAUCUUGCAGUUUUCAUGGGCCAUGGAGUUCCGCAGCUAUCACAACUGGAUGACUUGGCUGUACUCACUCCUCUUCCUAAAACAAGUCUUGGUAGAUGUAUUCAAAGGAAUUUAAAGGUGUGGCUUGGAUUUGGUGAAUCAAAUACACAUCCUGCACAAAGGUAUAAUGAAGCAACUCCAUUAGUUUCGCUGCAAUAUAUCCACAGGGAAAAGUAUUUUUUGUGUUACCUACCAGUUUAUGUACAUUCACUGUGGUAAUUUUUAUACUUUUGUACUGAGAUCAAAAUUGGUUUCGAUUAUGGUCCUAUAAACUGCAGCAAAAAUAAAAUCUGAAA